GGGCUUUACCGGUUCAGCCUGUGAGGCUUUUAUUCCCGAUGAAAGGAUGGAAGGUGUUGGAAGUCUGUGCUCUGGCGUUCAUGUCCUUUCACUGGUCUUCCCACCCAUUCACCGACACUCCCCUCCUGGGAGUAUUUCAAGGCCACCCGGGCUGGUUUUCGUCUUUCCUCUUCCGUUACCGCUUCAAAGUCAAGCCCAAUUUCUGUCGUCGCUUUCCACCUCCGUGGUCAGAAGGACACAGUCGACUCUCAACUUCAGCUCAACUUCACUUUCAAGCCGUAACAUCAUUGUUUGCGAAGUUCUUGUCCCCUGACCGAACCUUCACCCGUCACCCAUCACCAACAUGGACAACGACAUCCACGACCCCGGCGACGAUGCCAUAAGCCGCAUUCCCAUCCCACACCUCCAAGAGGACCUCAGCAACUACGACGCCUGGCAACACGCGUUAUACUUCCACCUCCGCUACCACGGACUCUUCUACUUCCUUCUCGGCCACGAACAAAGCCGCUGGGAGUUGCGCAUGAACGACGACGACAAUGCGGCCCCCACCAACCACGACAGAGUCAACUACCGCCGCCGAAGCAUGCAUGCGUACUCGAUCCUGUUCUCCAGAAUCGGUAACAUCGUCCCAAGACUCUUCGCGGCAGGCUGGGACGGCGAGCGCGAUUCGUUUGCGUUCCGUACCGAUCUGCUUUGGAUCAAGAUCCAGGAGCUGAGGAGGGACAUUCGGCAUGACGUGCACAUGGAGCAGGACCAUCUAGAGGUACCUGAACCUCCUCAUCUACGUAAUCAGAGGCAUCGAUCGCGCGCGAUUGAUCUUACUGAUGCUGAGUGA
This is a messenger RNA of Neurospora tetraspora, 835 nucleotides long. RefSeq lists its product as uncharacterized. NCBI's taxonomy places the organism in Eukaryota, Fungi, Ascomycota, Sordariomycetes, Sordariales, Sordariaceae. Bases 344 to 835 code for a protein of 163 amino acids. The record is from RefSeq and is a predicted model, not a curated record. The transcript is spliced from 3 exons.